UUCGAGCUUUAAUAUAAUCUUAGCAGAUAUAAAAUAUAACAGAUUGUUCAAUUCUUGCCGAAGUAUCAGACCGGAACAUAGCCAGAGUACUUUCUAAUUUCUAUUUCUUAUUGAAUUGCAAUAUGAUCCUAAUUAAUGUUGUUUCGUUACAAUAUUUAUGAAUUUAUAUCAAUUUGUGCUAGGAUGUAGCCAUCCAAGAGUAUUUGAUUUCUAAAUGUUUUUCAAGAUUCAGACUUGUUUUUCGUGUGGUUUUUAUUAUUAUUUUCUAUGAUCGUAUAAACAAAAGUUAAUUGAUAUGAUUGCAAUAUUAUUGCGGUGAGUUUGACGGUAACGUUUAAGAUACACUACAAGAAAUUGUACCAUUAAUGACUGGAAAUUCCGUCGUUAAAGUCUAAUAAUGGUCGAUUAACGACGGGAUUUUCUGUCACAAAUCCGUCAUAAAAGGGACGUCGUUAAAUCCCGUCGUCACUACUACAAAAAUGUCCAAAGAGACCUCUAAAAACAGACCCAUUACAUGAAUUAACGGGUCUCUUUAGUUAAAAAGACCUUAUAUUACAAAUAGAGGCUCUCUUAUAUAGACCUGGGCGCACUUACCAGACAAUAAAAUAUAAAACAGAGACCUUUUAGCAUAGAUAAGAGGUCUCUUUUGUAUGUGGGGUCCACUAGUAGAAAAAGUUGAGACCUGUCAUCUCUUAUACUGGGUUUGUUUCCUAAUUUCGAUUAAUACGAAAAACUCUUUGUAUAAUUUUUCCAUAAAAAUAAAAAAUAAAAACGUUGGGAAUAAAAACGAAAAUUCUUUCUCCCUUGUACCAGCGAAAAGUAACCCCUUCAGAUCUAGAGUCAAUCAUCCCCAAAUUGUCACUCCUUCAUUCACAAUCAAAACCCCCAAUUUAUCUUCCUCAAUCAUUCUCCAAUUUCUGCACCUAAUUCGAAGAAAAGCCAAUUCUUUCAAUCUUCAAAUCAACAAGGGUUAUAAAAACCCUAAUUUGUAGAAAAACAAAUUCUUGUAACGAUAUGUAAUUUCAAAAGCUCGGUGGAAGGAAGCGGUGAAGUAAUCUCGGAUCUUGCUGUAGAGCCAAGGUCUCCAUUAAUGAAGCUGCUUAUGGUGAGUAUUUUGUCAUAAUUAGGUUCAAUGGUCGUCCUCAUCUUUUAGUGAAAAAACCCAAAAAGGGUGACGAUAGAGGUGCAGAUCUGCAAUCAAAAAAAUCACAUUUUCGAGAAAUUGAGGCACCAAGCUCUAAAACCGUCACCUUCUUUCCAUUCUCAAACUUCAUAUUUCACUGGUAUUUCCCUUUCUCAUCAAUGUUUGAUUUUCGUUAGAGCUAUCGUAAUUAUAAGCUUUUAUGGUUUAAAAUGGAUGUUAGCCGGCGGCGUAGAUUUGUCGAUUAGGGCACAAUUUGUUAAUUUUUUCAACAUCUCUAGUGAAAUUUUGACCGUGUAGGUAUUUUUAGCUAUUAUGUUUCUCGCUGCUAGAUAUAGGUUUAAUGUUUAUAUGUGUAUUCCAUUGAAAUUGAAAGUGCCUGAUUUGUGACUUUUUCACCCUCCGCCGUUAACGUCGGCAGCAUCUCUGGCAAGUAUUGCCAUUCAUUUCAUUCUCUCUCUUUUUGUCACUCUUAGUUUAAGUGUAAUUUUUGUGUGAUUAUGUAUGAGAUUUACUAGUGGAGUUCAAUUAAUUUGAUGAACAAAUGGAUCACCUUAUUUUCGUAAAAUGUCAUUAUCUAUUGAUUUAUUUCAAAUUUGAAGUGGAACAUUCCUGUUUUUGACGAAUGCUUUGAUUUUAACUAAUUUUUUCGUGUUUUAUAUUGUUAGAAAUAAGAUGGUUAAUCAUAGUUACAAAAGAAUAGAUGGCUCCAACUCCAUUUACUGAUAUUGGCAAGAAAGCCAGAGGUAAUUUGGAUAUUUUUGUUUUUUUGUUAAUUGUAAUUUUAUUUGGUUUUAUGACGCUUGUAAUUCGUUUUAUUUUGUGUGGAUUAUGAUAUUUGUAAUUUUAAUUGGUUUAGAUUCAUUUUAUUAGGUUGGAAAUAGUUGAUUUUGUGGAUAAAUUGGAAUUAUGUGUUUGGAAUGAUACUCACAAGCCAGAGGUGUGUAAUCACCCGGGAAUUUUAUGUUUAUUCGUUGUUCUCUUACACUUCAACUUAAUGUGCAAGAGUUCUAUCUUUCAGGUAGAGCUGGCAAUGGGUUGGGUUGGGUCGAAAUCAGGUCGACCCAUUUAUAAACGGGUUGAGAUUUUCCCAACCCAACCCGACCUGUUUAAUUAAACGGGUUGAGAUUUUCAACCCAACCCAACCCAACAAUAAACGGGUUGACCUGAAAUUGACCCGUUUAAAUUUAUUUUCCACUUUUAAGUGUAAAUUGACUUGACUAUAGAAUUGUGAGGUGAUAUUUUUGUGGUAUAUCUCAUAGCAAAAAAUAAUACUUCAAUAUGUAUUUGACAUGAAUCAAAACUUCAAAUAAUUGUUCAAUGUUGAAGGAAAAAUGAGAAAUAAAAUCUUUUAAAUAACAUUCAACAUAUCUAUAUUACAUACUUGCUUGAACUUAAACGGGUUAGGCGGGUUGUUUCCGGGUCGAACAUUUCAACCUGACCCAACCCAUUUAAUUAAACGGGUUGGUUGGGUUGACCCAUUUAAUUAAACGGGUUGAAAAUCUUGACCCAACCCUUUAUUAUUGGGUUGGGUUCGGGUUGGGUUGGUGGGUUAGGUCAAAUUUUGCCAGCUCUACUUUCAGGUACUACCAUGCCAUGUCACUAUUGCGGUUCGACUUCUAAAGGCAUCACUUAUUAGUGUGGAAUAAAGCGAAAUUGACCUGUUCGAGUUUAACGAAGAAAGUAACGAGGGCGGAACAGGUGCAGGUGCUUCUGAGGGUGAUGCUCAGCCUAGUCCUUCAGGGGAACCAGCUGCAACUAAUACAGUUUGUUCUUUUCAGCAGAUUACUUUCUAAUUACUAGAUGUUGGUGUUCACAAAAAUAUGGAUAUCAAUAAGAUAUCGAGGUUCUCUCCUGUGAGUCAUACAAUGUUUGAUCCUGGUGGUCAUAGAUAAGAAUAGGGGCAAGCCACCCACCUAUAGUCGUUUACGAAGAUUACUGGUUAGCCCUCGUCUAUUUGGGUGUACGACUUCAGAGAUAUACAUAGUAUUUUUUUUUUAUUAGGCUUAUUUAGGUUGUAAAAAGAUAUUAUUCCGGUACUUGCCCAAUUUUUGUAUUUUUAGAGGUAAAACUUAGAUUUAUGAAAGUGAAAAAUCCUGAAUGAAUAAUAUGUAAUUUUGUGUAAAAGAUUUUGGAUGUAAUAUUUGUUUAUCUUUCGGUUGGUAAUAUAAGCAAUUAUCAAUAUGCAAACAUAUCAGCGUAGCUUUUAUUUUUUUAAAUUAAAAAUUGUCAAAGAGACCCGUUAGGUGAGAUGUUGGGUCUUUACUAAACCAUUUUUUAAAAAAACAAAAAUACGGCAAAGAGACCCGUUAGGUGAAAUAGUGGGUCUGAGUUUGGUGAAUAAAAAAAUAAUAAAAAUUCAAAGAGACCCCUUUUCUUACAUAUGAGGUCUGAAUUUAAUGAACAAAGAGACCUCGUAUCUUUAAGAAUGAGUAUUUUCCCCUUCUUAAUUAUUUUAAGUAUGGUUUAUAUAACAUACCCCCUUUCUUACCUGAGGGGUCUCUUGUUUCUAACAAAGAGACCCCCUUUAGAUGAGAGGGUCUCUUAAUCAAAGAGACCUCUGAGAUAGAGACCCCCUCAAAAGGGGUCUUUUAGGCCAUUUUGAAAGGAUCUCUUUGCCCAUUUUUGUAGUAGUGCAUUAACCACGGUUGUUCCCGUCUUUGUUUGGUUGUUAAUUAGCCCCAUUGCAAAAGCUUCUGCGACGGAUUUUUUGAUCUGUCGUUAUUAGGUUGUCAUUAAAGAUACAAAUUCUUGUAGUGAUAGUAAAAUGACAUAAAUUUGAUUGGCGUAGUGUUUCUGAAUUCACCGUGUAAGCAUUGUUUACGGUAAAGAUUCUCCAAUUAGUAAAACAUUAUGUUAAACUUAAAUUAAUUGUUUAUAUCAGGUUACAAGAAUUGAAGAAUGGCCAUGGAAACUAAGGUUCAAAAAGAUGGUGAGUCUUAUUUGAUCACCAUUGGAGACAAGUUAAUCACAACCACUUGGGCGAGGACGGAGUCGGCGGCAAAGAAGUGGAUAAGUCAAGUCCAAAAGAUGUACAAGAAGAACAACAAGAACAAGAAGCAACCCAUGGUUGUCGGCCUCUGGGCGGAUCGAAGCAUCAAUUAUCCUAAUGGCCGUUACACGUAUUGGACUACUAAGUCUAAAUUCAUUCACAAGAACCAUCCGUACGAAGUCAUCAUACUAUGCGCCGGCGACCAAUGUCUCAUGUGGGAAAUCGAAGUACAGCUAAGGAAACCGUACGAUCUUGAGAGUGGUUAUCUCCUUAUUCAACAACCCAAAAUUCUUAAAGACUUCCUUUCCAAUGACCGAACCACGGUCGUCGGAGUAGAGUUGAAUACCAUGGUUAAGAAGCUUCAGAACGGGACCGAUUUUGCGAUCCAUAAGCAAGUGGAGAUCAGAGACUUGGUGGAAGCGAAAUUGGGGAAGAUUGAGACUCAAGGCGAGUUUGCGAAGAAGAGCAAUGUGUGGAGCUUAGUUAAGCCGGUACUUGGGACUGAAAUGGAGGUGGUGAAGCCUAAACAGGUUCCAUGGUUUUCUGAAAAAUCGAGAGAUGUUUUUUCAGAAGAGCUUGUUAAAUAUGGUAGCAUUGAGGCUUUCCUUGUUGCUGAGAUGGGUUCCAAGUUAUUGAAAGAUAAAUCUUAACUUCACUCUGUUAGGUAAAGUGAGUGUAAAAUUGUGUACUCCAUAUGUUCUCGAAUAUUAGUCUUAUUUAGAAUCUUGAACU
Molecule: messenger RNA, 4865 nt
Organism: Spinacia oleracea (spinach)
Lineage: Eukaryota; Viridiplantae; Streptophyta; Magnoliopsida; Caryophyllales; Amaranthaceae
Exons: 5
Coding region: 4043-4783 (246 amino acids)
Cellular component (GO): cytoplasm; nucleus
Molecular function (GO): 3'-5' exonuclease activity; nucleic acid binding
Source: RefSeq, a predicted model, not a curated record